AUGUCUACCGAGUCUCCCAACAAAAAGAGCAAAACGGUACAUAGCCUUCUUUCCGGCAAAAAGAUUGUGAGCGUCGAGGAGAGUCUUCAAGUUUUCGGAGAGCCUGGAGUUGUCUUUGUGGAUGGUUCUUGGUUCCUGAAGGAUCGGAAUGGACGAGAAGAGUUCGAAGCAGGGCCUCGGAUUCCAGGAGCACGGUAUUUUGAUAUUGAUGAUGUUGCUUCCAAGGGUGACUUGAACCCAAAAGGUCUGCCACACAUGAUGCCACCCAAAGAUUUGUUCGCCGCUUCCAUGGACGCUUUGGACAUUACAAAUUCAGAUCAUUUGAUUCUCUACGCGACAAAAGGAUGUAUGUUUAUUCACAGAGCAUUGUAUCAGAUCCAAGCCAUGGGACACGAGAGGGAUCGGGUCCAUCUGAUGAACGGAUCCCUGGAGGAAUGGGAAAAGCAAGGGGGAAAGUUAGACAAGGAACCAGCCAAGGUGAUAAACGCAGAUGGCUUGGACCUGUCAAAGCCGACAAAGUACACAGCCACUGACCCACAGAAUGUAGUAGACAUUGAAGAGGUUAAGGGUAUUGUAAACAAAGGAAAGGACACCGAUUCGAUCAUUGUCGAUGUACGGUCUUCAGAGCGGUUUCUUGGCUCGGUGGAAGAGCCCCGACCUGGCCUUCGUCUUGGGCACAUGCCCGGGGCCAAGAAUCUCUUCUUUUUCUCGCUUCUAGAUCCAGACAAUGUGGCCCAACUGAAACCAAAACAAGAACUCCAAAAACUUGUUGCAGAUGCUGGCAUUGACAUUGAAACUGACAAGAGAAUUGUGAUAUCCUGUGGUAGCGGCGCAACAGCAUGCGCAUUGGCAGCCGCCCUCGAUGUCUGUGGACGAGACCCAUCCAAAACUGCAAUCUACGAUGGAAGUUGGAGUGAAUGGGGCUCUGAAGAAGACACCCCAAUAACAAAGGAUCCUGAUACGUAG
Messenger RNA from Seminavis robusta, 966 nucleotides. NCBI's taxonomy places the organism in Eukaryota, Bacillariophyta, Bacillariophyceae, Naviculales, Naviculaceae. The record is from the annotation of a GenBank genome assembly.